Messenger RNA from Helianthus annuus (common sunflower), 900 nucleotides. Its product is annotated as syntaxin-125. Bases 1 to 900 code for a protein of 299 amino acids. Gene Ontology annotation, biological process: intracellular protein transport; vesicle fusion; exocytosis. The transcript has a single exon. Gene Ontology annotation, cellular component: endomembrane system; SNARE complex; plasma membrane. Lineage: Eukaryota; Viridiplantae; Streptophyta; Magnoliopsida; Asterales; Asteraceae. The record is from RefSeq and is a predicted model, not a curated record. Gene Ontology annotation, molecular function: SNARE binding; SNAP receptor activity.
AUGAACGAUCUAUUCUCUGGUUCUUUCAAGCAAACUUAUCCGGAUGAUGUCGAGGCAGGCGGUGGUGCGGCUAAUGAUGUGGUUGAUCUUGAUAAGUUCUUCCUUGAUGUGGAGAAUGUUAAAGAAGACAUGUCAGGGGUUGAGAAGCUGCAUAAAAAGCUACAAGAAUCAAAUGAGGAAAGUAAGAUGGUUCAUAAUGCCAAAACAAUGAAGCAACUUCGGGCGAGGAUGGACUCAGAUGUGGAGCAGGUGUUGAAGCGGGUAAAAGUUAUAAAAGGAAAGCUCGUGGCCCUUGACAAGUCGAAUGUGGAACAUCGGAAGAUUCCUGGUUGUGGGCCCGGCUCAUCAACUGACCGAACCCGCACGUCUGUAGUUAGUGGUUUAGGCAAGAAGCUCAAGACCAUGAUGGAUGACUUCCAAGCAUUGCGAACUCGUAUGAACGAAGAGUACAAAGAGACAGUUGGGAGAAGAUAUUUUACAUUAACAGGUGAGAAUGCAAACGAAGAAUUAAUUGAAAAUUUGAUAUCUAGUGGAGAAGGCGAAGAUUUUCUUCAAAAAGCGAUCCAAGACCAAGGUCGGGGCCAAAUUAUGGAUACAAUCUCGGAAAUCCAAGAAAGACAUGAUGGGAUCAAAGAUAUAGAGAAAAACUUGAUAGAACUCCACCAGAUCUUCUUGGAUAUGGCCGCCCUAGUAGAAGCUCAAGGACAACAAUUGAACGACAUCGAGAGCCACGUGGCCCACGCGAGUUCAUUCGUCCAUCGUGGAACCGAGCAAUUAGUGGAAGCAAGGGAGUUGCAAAAGAGCUCUAGGAAAUGUUCUUGCAUUGCCAUUGCCCUCGUUCUUGUCUUAAUUAUCGUUGCACUUUACCCUGUUUGGUUCCCCAUGUUGAUGGGUAGAUAA